UAACCUAUAUCUUAGUUGAUGAAUGUUUUUUGGUUGGAUAGUCAAAAUAAGUAUAAUGGCUGAUUAGUACCCCAUAACCUACAAAACCACAGUCGUACGACGAAGAUGUUCUUUCUCAAUCCUCUUAAUUAGAAAAAUGAACCUCGUUUGAAAUUCAGACAUGGGACGUGCCGGCACAUUGAAGUUUACAGUGGAUAUGUGCUUUCAAGUAGUCAAUACUUGGGUGUGGUCCCACAGGCAAGCAUGUCUUUUGCUGAAGGAGACUAUCCAGCAAUGGCUUCCUAUAGAACAGGAGGGAAAGUUCAAGGAACAAAUGUAUAUUUAUACAUUUGUAAUGCUCAAAAGUGCCUAUUUCCCCAAGGCCCAAAAGCUGUGAAAAAAGUUGACCAAAGUCAAGAAAUCAAAGCUUGGUACCUAAAUCUUCUUCCAUUAGAAUCUCCUGAAUCUUCUGCCAUUAAUUCUGAAUCCUUUAUAUCACAAGCUAUCAGACACCUACGUAUAAAAUACCAGGAAACGGGGUUGCAUAUUUGAUGGAAAAUUAACUAUCGGUAUUUCGAUAUAGACUCUCUCUAAGGCAGUGCCACUGCUUUCCAAACUACCCUCAUUGAGCCACCCACCCACUUCUCAGCAUCUCCACUCUCCUUGAUGAAUGGCACCCUCACUCUCGCUCACAAACUUCUCAAAUCCCACAAGGGCCACAUCACAGCCCUCUUCAAGCAAUCUCUUCAUAUCCCCACCUCCCACUUCCUACAAACUGGCUUCACUCUCUCCUCCCUACAAUGUGGAACCCUCUUGCAGUCCCUCACCAACACCAAAUCCUUUGCAAAAGGCCAGCAACUCCAUGCUCACGUGACCACUUGCGGUACUCUCCAACAGAACACUUACCUGAACACCAAACUCGCUGCCUUUUACGUGAGUUGUGGCCGUAUGGCAGAAGCCCAGUUGAUUUUUGAUGCGAUUGGUUCGAAGAAUAAUUUCUUGUGGAGUUUCAUGAUCAGGGGAUAUGCUUGUAGUGGGUGUUCUUUAAAGUCCGUUGCUUUGUACCGUGAAAUGUUGAGUUUCGGAUGGAAGGCGGACAAGUUCACGUACCCGUUUGUUCUUAAGGCCUGUGGCGAUUUGUUGCUUGAGGAUAUCGGGAGGAGGGUUCAUGGUGAGGUAGUGAUUAGUGGAUUGGAGUCUGAUAUUUACGUGGGAAAUUCUCUGCUUGCGAUGUACUCAAAGUUUGGGGAUAUGGGAACGGCGAGGGUGCUAUUUGAUAGAAUGCCUCUGAGAGAUAUAACGUCUUGGAACACGAUGAUAUCGGGCUAUUUGAAAAAUAAUAACCCCAAAAAGGCUUUGGUGGUUUUUGAUAUGAUGGCAAAUUCUGGAUUUGGCGUGGAUGGGACUACUUUGCUCGGUAUCCUCUCUGCUUGUGCUGGUCUAAUGGCCUUAAAGCCAGGGAAAACUUUACAUGGUUACAUUGUUCGAAAUAAUGCUGAGUUUUCUAAUAAGUUUUUGAGGAAUGCUCUUAUUGAAUUGUAUUGCAGUUGUAGCUGUAUGGCAUACGCAAGGCAGCUAUUUCAUGAGACCAAGCUAAAAGAUAAAGUUUCUUGGAAUUCUAUGAUUUCAGGUUGUGAAAAGAGUGGAGAUGCUUUUGAGAGCUUAAGACUUUUCCGUGAAAUGGUUAAAGAAGGAGAAGGGCCUGAUGAAGUGACUGUUGUAACAGUUCUUGGAGCUUGUGAUCAGAUUACAGCCUUACAAUUCGGCGCCUCUGUUCACUCAUGUCUUGUUAAGAAAGGGUUUGGUAUCAAUACUAUUGUGGGAACUUCCCUCAUAGACAUGUAUUCCAAAUGCGGAAGCUUGACUUGUUCACGUCGGGUUUUUGAUGAGAUGCCGGAAAAGAACUUGGUUUCUUGGAGUGCUAUGGUUAUGGGAUAUGGGGUUCAUGGGAAGGGAGGAGAGGCCAUCUCCAUUUUUCAUGCUAUGAUAGCGAACAAUGUUCUUCCAGAUGAAGGUGUUUUUACUUCUGUUUUAUCAGCAUGUAGUCAUGCAGGAUUAGUCAAUGAGGGAAGACAAAUAUUCCAACAAAUGUCCAGCGAGUACAGUGUCAAGCCUACACCUGCUCACUAUUCAUGUUUGGUAGAUCUUUUAGGAAGAGCAGGGCGCUUUGAUGAAGCAUAUGCGCUUAUCAAAAGUAUGGAAGUUGUUCCUACCAGUGAUAUAUGGGCUGCACUACUUUCUGCUUGCAGGCUGCACCAAAAUGUCUAUCUUGCCGAAAUUCUGGAACAGAAAGUUUUUGAAAUGAACCCAAACGGGGUGGGUGCCUAUGUUUGCCUUUCCAAUAUUUAUGCUGCAAAGAAACGGUGGGAUGAUGUUGAAAGGGUAAGAGCCAUGGUAAGAAGGAAAGGACUGAAAAAGCCCCCAGGCUGCAGUUUUGUUGAGGUAGACAAGAUGGUUCAUCAGUUCUUAGUUGGAGAUACGUCUCAUCAACAGACAAAAGAUAUAUACGCCGAGUUAGAGAGCUUAAAACGGCGACUGAAGGAGGCUGGAUACAAGCCUGAUACAAGUUCAGUUUUUUACAAUGUCGAUGAGGAAGCAAAGGAGAAGAUGCUUUGGGGUCAUAGUGAAAGACUAGCCAUUGCUUUUGCUCUUAUUAACACUGGUCCAGGGACCAUCAUUAGGAUUACUAAAAACCUUCGCAUAUGUGGGGAUUGCCACACGUUGACAAAAUUAAUUUCUAAGAUCAAAUGUCGAGAAAUUAUUAUGCGAGAUAUCCAUAGGUUUCACCACUUUAAAGAUGGAAUCUGUUCAUGCGGUGAUUAUUGGUAAAUUAUACUUAACUAGGAUAAUUGUACAUUGAAUACAGAAAUAGUAAAUUCGGAGAUUUUAUUUGAACA
Carya illinoinensis is the source of this 2876-nucleotide messenger RNA. Its product is annotated as putative pentatricopeptide repeat-containing protein At3g11460, mitochondrial. Gene Ontology annotation, molecular function: zinc ion binding; protein binding; RNA binding. Bases 646 to 2808 code for a protein of 720 amino acids. Gene Ontology annotation, biological process: RNA modification. Lineage: Eukaryota; Viridiplantae; Streptophyta; Magnoliopsida; Fagales; Juglandaceae. The transcript has a single exon. The record is from RefSeq and is a predicted model, not a curated record.